CACGAAGAAGAAGAAACAGGUUUUGCCUGAUAAACAAAUUUGGGCUGAGAGGACUUUCGCAGAAAAUAACGAAAGAAGAUCUGAGUAAAAGCUUAGCUCCGGAAGUCCGGGUGCGAUCAUGGGGAAGACACUAUCCCACCUGUCCAAGCAGACGUGCCAUGAGGAGAACCACACCACUCUGACCUCUGGCCACGAGUACAACCGCAUGCCAAGUGAGGACGGCAAGACCGGUGGAGAUGUCUCUCAGUUCCCGUAUGUGGAGUUUACUGGCAGAGACAGUGUCACCUGCCCAACAUGCCAAGGCACUGGCAGAAUCCCACGAGGUCAGGAAAAUCAGCUGGUGGCGUUGAUUCCGUACAGUGACCAGAGACUGAGGCCAAGACGGACAAAGCUAUAUGUAACAGCAUCGGUCAUCGUUUGCCUGCUGCUCUCAAGUUUGGCCGUGUUCUUUCUCUUCCCACGCUCCAUUGAUGUGACCUAUGUAGGGGUGAAGUCAGUUUAUGUAACCUACGACCAGGCUAAACGCAGCGUUUAUCUCAAUAUUACUAACACAUUGAAUAUUACUAACAACAACUACUACUCGGUGGACGUGGCCAACAUCACAGCUCAGGUGCAGUUCUCCAAAACGGUGAUCGGAAAAACACGUGUUAGCAAUAUUACCACCAUCGGCCCUCUCGACAUGAAGCAGAUUGAUUACAUGGUGCCUACCACUAUGGCUGAUGAAAUGAGUUACAUGUAUGACUACUGUACUCUGCAGACUAUCAAGGUGCACAACAUCGUGGUUAUGAUGCAGGUGACUGUCACCACAGUAUAUUUCGGCCAUGCUGAACAGGUCUCCCAGGAGAUGUACCAGUACGUGGACUGUGGCGGAAACACUACAUCGAUGCACGAGUACAAUUUAAGAACUCCUGCCUCAGACUAAUGCUAAAGCUAAAGGGGUACACUGUGUUUAUCUCCCAUCCUUGCAUUCACCAUGUCCAUUAUAUUUGUUCAGAUUGCUUGGUUCCGUUACAUACAUUUGUUUAAUAACCUGAGUGUUUUGAAAUCACGAGUGAUGCACUUUAUUUUCUAAUCAACUAGGGCCUUGCCAUUGUGCAAAUAUGACCACUAAUUAUAUAUAUUAAGACUAUGUAUUUAAUGUCUGACAAAAGCUCUUAAGUUGCAGAUGCUGCUUCACUAAAGUUCAAAUGCUUUUCUGCUUUAAUAUAUAGUCACGAAUGACUGCAUGUUUUUUUGAAAUCUGUUGUAAAGGAUGAGCAGCAUUGUUGCUAUUUACUAAGUAUAGUUAUUUAUUAGAAGUUCAGUUUAUAUCCUGAUGUUCACAUCGGCUGGAUUUCGGCUUGCAGCGGAUAUCGAUGUUCUCUAGGGGGGUGAAAGUUUGCACUUUAGUCUCAAACUGAAACUUUUUUUUUUUUUAAGCUUCCUAAUAGUUUUCCUAUAUUUGCCUCAGUUUUUGUGUUGUCUAAGAUGGAAAUUGAAACAAGUAAAAACACGGAUUAUGAAAAAGGAACAUUAUGUGGGGAAAAAAAGGAACAGAGUAAUUCCCUAGUCUAAGUAAUUUCACUUUUAGUGUUUGGAAUUAUACUCAAACAUUCCAAUGUUAAACCACAUAAUCAUUAAAGAAUAGACUGACUGUAAUAUAUUUAAAUCAUGUUUAGAACGCUAUUUCUAAACCUAAAAGGCUAAUUUUCUUUUUUCCUUUUUUUUUUUAAUCCAGCAUUUGAGUUGAUGAAUUGUCAUUUUAAACAUUGUACAAGAAAUGUGGAUAACAAACUGCUUUUAAAACUUUUAAGCAAUUUUGUAUAAAGGCCUCUAGCACAACCAUGAUUAAUUAACACUAAUUAACUAAGUAUUAAAUUGAAAAUUUGUUAUGUAUCAAGCAUGCAAAGUUUUUUUUUUUUUUUAAAUCAUAAAAAAAAAAAACUAUUCAUGUCGGUUACAUUAAACUGAAUCGGUAAUAAUCACUGAAUUUACUGAACAUUUGUUUCGAAGUUUAUAUGUUUAUCUAGUGAUUUGCGCUUAAGUUAUUUGUGCUUCUCAGCUAAGGAUAAUGAUUUUACCGUCUAAACAAUUAAAAUAGCUUAAAUAUAUAUGGCAGACAAAUAGCCGGAGGUGUCAUACUGUUUAACAGCUAUAUCUGACGGUGUGUAAAGUUUAUAUCUACUACAAUGCUUAAGCUUAGUUUGCAGUUUUAACAAAGAGAUAAUAGGUCUAGAUGCUGAAAGCUUUGUGUAAUAAUAAAAAAAAUGGCUUGUAAAAUAAAAAGUGCACUGAUAGUUUUGGUACAUGUUCAUCUUAAUCAUAUUUUGUUUGAAUAAAGAUCCAAAUCCUC
This is a messenger RNA of Clarias gariepinus (North African catfish), 2332 nucleotides long. RefSeq names its product transmembrane protein 106Bb (gene tmem106bb). NCBI's taxonomy places the organism in Eukaryota, Metazoa, Chordata, Actinopteri, Siluriformes, Clariidae. The record is from RefSeq and is a predicted model, not a curated record. Bases 119 to 922 code for a protein of 267 amino acids. The transcript has 8 exons.